Eutrema salsugineum is the source of this 773-nucleotide messenger RNA. RefSeq names its product upstream activation factor subunit UAF30. The transcript is spliced from 2 exons. Bases 111 to 530 code for a protein of 139 amino acids. The record is from RefSeq and is a predicted model, not a curated record. Gene Ontology annotation, cellular component: nucleus. Lineage: Eukaryota; Viridiplantae; Streptophyta; Magnoliopsida; Brassicales; Brassicaceae.
AAUUUCUAGAACUGGAGAAGAAACAAAAAAGGAAGGAAAGGAAAGGAUAACACAAAACCUCUCGUCUUCCAAAAUCCACCACACAGACAAGCACAACGACGACGACGACAAUGGCUCUUUCUUCUGGAAUCUUCUCUACCUUUCUCUGCGUCGAAACGGCGCCGUUCCGCAGCUCACCGUCUCUCUCGUCCCUCCGUCUUGCGCCUCAUCCGGCUAACCUGCGCAUGGUGCGAGCCGUGACCUCCGCGACGGCAUCCUCCGAGCCCUCAGCCACCAAGACCCGGGAGCCACGUGGCAUCAUGAAGCCUCGCCCAGUGUCCCCCGAAAUGCAGGACGUCGUCGGCGAGUCGGUGAUACCUCGCACACAGGCUCUCAAACGCAUUUGGGCCUACAUCAAGGAACACGACCUUCAAGAUCCACAAAACAAGAAGGUGAUAAUCUGCGACGAGAAGCUGAAGAAGAUAUUUGAAGGAAAAGACCGCGUCGGGUUCUUGGAGAUUGCGAAGCUCAUCGGUCCUCACUUUCUCUGAAUGAAUGUGGUGGCUGAGACAAGACAAUCAUUGGCGUAUGUUUUUUGCUGAGCUAUUAGAGGCCAUGAAUGAUCGGACUACAGAUUAGUGAAAUUAGGUUUUAAGAUGUUUUAUGCAACGAAGUAGUUAAAGCUUUUGAGGAUAUCUUUUGUCAGUUAUGUGUACACUUGCUUCCCAUUGCAGUUAAAGUAUGCGUUUUGUCUUAUGACUUGAACACCUCUUUUAUGCAUCCGUUUCUUCAUA